CGGCUGCACAGUUGGUAUUAUCGGCGAGUCGACUAUUUUGGUCCCGGCUUCAGCAACCUCGCCCUGAGUGUUUAUGGGUGCACGAUGGCAUUCUCUCCUGGUUCUCUACGCCUUCUCCGGCCGUGGCGAUCCUUGAAUCAUGCACCCAUCUGCAAUCGAUGCAUGCAGUCGCGACGAACAAUGGCUACUCCGGCAGCUGUAGCAAGCACAGAGCCAUACCUGGAGCUUGAGCAGGAGUCAUCGCUACUCCCCAUGCAGAGUCCACACCCCAAAGCACAGGCUUUCGAUCCUCUGGCCUUUCCAAAGUCAAGAAAGCGACAGCUGCCACCCAGCAGGUAUCGAUUCCGAAGUCCCAGGUACGAUCGUGGCCCGAUGCAUCCCCAUCAGCCUCUCCAUCCUUCAGAUCCUGCAAGUCGGGAAUUCGUCCCGGGCCCUUUUUCGUCGCCUCGAGUCGAACUCGCCUAUCACAACAUCAUUGCCCCAGAUUUCAUGACAAUGUGCUAUCAACAUACGCCUCCCGGCUUCAGACCGGCAGAGAAGGGCCCUCGGUUACGACCAUGGAUUGGAGACAACCCGUACUUUUCCAACAGACAGCUGCGUGGCCCACGUGGCGGAGACGUGCUGCGGUUACUGAGAAAACCUGUAACCUUUCGCAAUGUGCCCAUGGUGGAACGAGUCACUGUUCACGCGUUUUGCAAAGGCGCUCUGAAGGGAGGCUCGGGCUACCUUCACGUGGCAGGCAUGAUCCUGCAAGCAAUCACAAACCAAAGAGUCGUGGUGCACAAAGCCAGAUCGAAUGAGCAGGGCUGGGGCCUGAUCAGAGGCCGGCCGGUCAGUCUUACGGUGGACUUGAAGGGUGAAGACAUGUAUCAUUUUCUGGGUAAAAUGAUCAACGUCGUCCUACCCCGUAUCAAGGACUGGAAUGGUGUCAGGGCCACCACUGGGGACAACAGUGGCAAUCUCUCUUUCGGGUUGACGCCAGAUGUUGUUGCUGGUUUCCCGGAGAUCGAAAUCAACUACGAUGCCUAUCCCACUAAGCUAAUACCGGGUCUUUACAUCACCAUUCACACCACAGCCAGUUGUGACAAAGACGCAAGACUCCUCCUUCAGCAACUAGGCAUUCCUUUUUACGGCAAGAUUGUGGAUUAAAACCCUUGCCAUUAUAUGUGCAGGGCAUCUCACGCUGGCCAGCAGGAGGAGUUGAGACAUGUAGCCUAGUACACCAUCCCAAUGCAGUCCAGUCUGCACACGGAGCUAUUUUGUUGGGUUCGGGGUUGGGCGUCUCGGCCUUGUCUUGUUCGAGGCUUUGUCGCCCAUGCCGAUGAAUUUCAUGCACGUCUCAGACGUUCCGCCGAGCAUCAGCUGUUUCUCUACAAGCUAUCGAAGUCCCCAGACGAUAACUUUCCGAGAGCUUGAUCCAAGGCCCACGACUCGGAUGAUGCGCCAUUCCACGAGAGUGAGGUGGUUGAGACCGAAAUGAAUUCCUGGCAUCCCCGAAUUGGGGUAUCUCGGUGUCAUUCCCCAGGAACAGCUCCCUGCCAAAGGUGUGCAUACCUAUUGGGUAUUCUGUCGAUGGCAAUCCCACGAGCUAAGAGUUACCUUGAGCACGUCACAUACCAUGGAUGCUUGACGUGCGUGGAUAGCUACAUUGUACAAUAUCAAAGAGUUUCAAAAAGAACAGAGUCUUCACCAUAUGAUUGCUUCGCUUUGAUUAACGUGCUACGAAUGCAGCAUGAGGUACGGACUACUACCCGUAAA
Messenger RNA from Cladophialophora immunda, 1758 nucleotides. RefSeq lists its product as uncharacterized. Lineage: Eukaryota; Fungi; Ascomycota; Eurotiomycetes; Chaetothyriales; Herpotrichiellaceae. Gene Ontology annotation, biological process: translation. Gene Ontology annotation, cellular component: cytosolic large ribosomal subunit; ribosome. The record is from RefSeq and is a predicted model, not a curated record. The coding region runs from base 85 to 1149 and encodes 354 amino acids. Gene Ontology annotation, molecular function: RNA binding; structural constituent of ribosome. The transcript is spliced from 3 exons.